Messenger RNA from Salvelinus sp. IW2-2015, 396 nucleotides. Its product is annotated as olfactory receptor 52E4-like. Gene Ontology annotation, cellular component: membrane. Gene Ontology annotation, biological process: detection of chemical stimulus involved in sensory perception of smell; G protein-coupled receptor signaling pathway. Gene Ontology annotation, molecular function: olfactory receptor activity; G protein-coupled receptor activity; odorant binding. Lineage: Eukaryota; Metazoa; Chordata; Actinopteri; Salmoniformes; Salmonidae. The record is from RefSeq and is a predicted model, not a curated record.
GCCCCUCAGUCCGUACUAUCCUGUGAGAACGUUUCAAUCAACAACAUUUAUGGACUCUUUUUCACAGUGCUGCUCUUUACUUCUUCAAUGGGAAGCAUAGCUGUCACUUAUAUCAGGAUUGCUGUGAUUUGCUGGACCAAGAAAAGCAAGGAGCUGAACAACAAAGCAUUGCAGACCUGUGCAAGCCACCUGGUGGUGUAUCUCAUUAUGCUGUGGAGUGGGUUUCUAACCAUCAUACUGCAUCGCUUUCCAGACUAUCCAUAUUUGAGAAAACUGGCUUCUGUUCUAUUUCAUGUUGUCCCUGCUCAUUUAAAUCCAAUUAUCUACGGCUUGCAAACAAAGUCAUUGAGGCAGAAAAUUAUGCAAAUACUCUGUCGGAAAGUUACACACUCAUAA